CCAGGCUGUCAUCAUGGCUGCUGAGGAGCUGCAGAAGAUCCGAGUGAUCACCGAGCUGUCGAACCAAGCCCUACACGAGUAUGAAAGCCUGCAGAGGAAGCAUGAGACAGCAGCCACGGAGUGCAAGAGGCUGGAGGAGGAGAGAGACAUGGCCAUCAUGGAGCUCAAUGAGAUCCAGCAAGUGUCUCAGAUGGUCAUCGAAGAGGUCAGUGUGAUUCAGGAGAACCUGGAGAUCGAGAGGACGUGUAGAGAAAGUGCUGAAGCCCUGGCCUCAAAGCUGAACCGUCAGAACCGCUCUCUGAAGAGGAAGAGCAUGAUGCUUCUGUCCCACCUCAGCCCAAGCACCCUCGCACAGAUCAGCCUUGAGGAUGAAGAGGACGAGGAAGUUGGCGAAGACUUAGAUGCAGCCAGCAAGGUCUGCCUCUCCCCUCAGUGCCAGAGCACCAUCUCAGAGCUGCAAAGUAAGUUGGAGUUAACGUUAAAGGAGAAAACUCAAGCAGUCACUGACCUUGAGGCAGUGAGAAACCAACUGAGGGAGACCAGAGAAGAACUGCUGAAGGAGAAACAUGAUAACACUGUUUUAAUUGCUAAGACAGUUCAGCAAAAGAAGCUCCUGGGGAAAUAUAACAGAGUGUCUCAGUUUGCUGUGGAGGAAUACAAGACCUUGCAGGACACGUUGAGCCUGGAGCAGAGUCUGAGGACAGAGGCAGAGAACUUUGGCAGAGAAAUGGUGGUCGAGCAAAAGAAGCUGCAGAGACAGAGUCAGAUCCUGAUGCAGAGCACCUCUCCCAGCCAUGCUCUACAGGAAGCCCUCAGCCAGGUCACCAGUCUGACCCACGACCUGGAGACACAGAGGCUGGAGCACCACAACCAGAUAAAGCAGAUGGAGGACAGGCUGAAAAGCUGUGAGGCUCAGAGGGAGCUGACGGCAUUGAGGCGCAAACUGGAGCUUGUGGAGGAGGAGAAGAGGGAGUGCAGUGGCAAAUGCUCCAAGACUGAAGUGGAGGUCAAGGAUCUGCGGUUUACAGUUGAGGAGCUCCAGAAGAAGCUGCAGGCAGCUACCAACCCAAUCCCCACCCCAGCACCUCCACCUCCUCCACCACCACCACCACCACCACCACCUCCUCCUCCGGGCCUCUCCUCCAACCCACUCAGCUCACUGUUGUCAAUGAUCCGAAAGAGAAAGGACAUCAGCACUGACAUCCAACUAGAGGUCCACGACUCCGCCAAGACACCAGACGUGGACGUCAGGCAGCAGGCGGUGGACGAGAUGAUGCAGAGGAUCAAGAAAGGCGUUCAGCUCCGACCAGUCGGCCAGUCAGCUAACAGAGCCAGGAGACAGAGGCAGAGGCUGCCGUCUAAUUCCGCCAUUCAGGAACUUAAAGGAAUCAUGGGGACUUUCAAUAGAGCCUCCCCUCAACCCAAGGUAGCACCUCCGUCAACAAACCCCGACGAAGAGCUGCGGAGGAUCCUGCUGCGACGGAGGGACGCAGUGGAGUCUCCACCGUCUCCACCCGUCACCAGUCUCAAUCAUACCCCCCCCCCUGCAGUGUGACAGUGCCACCAGGCUGAGCUCGGCCCGGACAAGAGUAUCACAGAAAUAAAGACUGGAUGUGGGUGAUGGACACGAUGCAGAAUCAAUGACAAGCAUUUUAUUUUGAUGUUUUUUUGGGCUGAGCGAUGUUACAAUAUAUAUAAAUGACAGAUUGCUUCAGAUUCUAUUGUCUAUCUAGAUUGUGGUCGUAUGGCGCUGCCCUAUACAGUCGGUUUCACACUUGAAGUCAUGUGACUGUAUCAGGAGGAGUCAGUGAUACAGGCAGACGGGUUCUAAGUGAAGUUCCACCUCAGGAGGAGACAAACGAGAGCAGACGUGCAGAUUGGAGACGGAGGUCAGGUGGCAUGUGGACUCAGGGCACAGAUGUUUCAUUGAUUUCCACUGAGGCCGUUAGAUUUCAUUGAAAUGAAGGGCGUGUGUGACAAACCACCUUCUCCGGGUCGGUUCAGCUCUUUUUCUCACACUGAAGGGAAAGCCCGGCUCAUUGUUUGCAGUGAGAGGAAACAGUGAAGCAGCUUAUGCAGCCUUGAGCUUUCGCCAAAGCAGAAUGUGAGCGUGAAUGGCUCUGUCUAGACAAGUGUUAACCUUGUAGCCACCUAGCGAGCAAUUACAGGCCACAGGGGCAGAUUUGGUUUCCUCUGCUCCCCUCACUCUCACUCACACCCCUCAGCCUUCUUAGGCCACCAUUUUAUGAAGGGCAGUGCCUCCUCCCUGCAGCACUCGACCUGUUCCGGAGGAGAGAGGACACGCCAGCCCUCUCACUUCUCACUGUUGAUCUUCAACCAAACCUGCUCAAACCCAUAUGUUUGGUACAGUUACCAGUGAGAAGCAUGUGAUUCAGCAAGAAUGUAGGUUUAGUGGGUUAGAAGAUGAACAACUAUGCAAAGUUAUCACAAGUCAUUCAUGAGGUUCUUUUGUUUAUUGGAUUCAGCAGAAAAGAGACGUCACCCACGUCCAAGGAGCCCCAGCAAGUUCUCAUUAUUAAGUUGUUUCAAUAUAUUGGUUCAAAAAUUUGCUUUUUGAGGUCAACUUUAUUGGCAGGGGAUUUUUGUUCUGUCUUUAAAUUGAUUCCACAGCUUCAUUUCAAUCAAAUCACUAGAGAGAUGAAUUUUACAAGUUGAAUUUUGUCUCUUCCUGCUGUGGUGAAAGUGAUUUAUGGGGAUUUCCUGUCAUUUCUCUGUGAAACUCUCUGUCUCCUACACCUGUUUAGUAUCAUCUUCUACUUCUUUUAUCAUCUUCUACUUCUUUUAUAAUCUACAAUCUCUCCUUGAAGUCGAACCUGCUCCAUUCUCUCUGACUUUGACAACAGUCGUGUCUGUAUCAGAUUUAACUGCAGUGCAUGAUGUCAUGAUUCCAAGUGAAUAAAAUUGACCUUGAUUUUU
This is a messenger RNA of Limanda limanda (common dab), 2937 nucleotides long. It is a transcript of the gene shtn1, whose product is annotated as shootin 1. Lineage: Eukaryota; Metazoa; Chordata; Actinopteri; Pleuronectiformes; Pleuronectidae. The transcript is spliced from 16 exons. Gene Ontology annotation, molecular function: actin binding. The record is from RefSeq and is a predicted model, not a curated record. Bases 14 to 1555 code for a protein of 513 amino acids.